AUGGCGCGACACAAGCACAAGAAAUUGACCAACGAACAGGCAGCACCUCGAGCCACCGCUGGCAUGGCUCCGAACGCGACUCGUCGUUCGAAGACCUCACACUCGCCAUCCCGCACAGUAUGCACCCACAUGAUUAUGGAUCGUGUCUAUGGCCUUGCAUGCUCUGAAUGCCACAAGGUCCCUCAGUACGGCUGGGUUUACCAGUGCCGACAAGACCAUCAGCUGGGCCUAGAAGACCCUCUGCCGGAGAUUAUCGACAAGCCAUUGGUGCCUGUUGACUGCGACGACUUAGAUGCGAAGGCUCAAGUCGCCGAGUUCCUCGAGAUGAGUCCAAGCAUCAUCAACGGUAUUCGCGCCGGCGAUUACACUCUUCGUCAAGUCAACAAGCUCCUUACGCAGAGAGAAACUGUCUUCCGUGUAAUCAAGCAACAGCAAGCUCACUCGCAGAAGAAGAAUAAGAAUAUUUCACUGCCUUCCGCCGACAGUCUCAUCGCCUCUGCCGGCACUACCACACGCUCUCAUCGUCAUGCGAGCGCCUCGAAGCCAAGAAGAGACAGCCUGGCGGUGCAGCACUUGGAUGCAGAGAUGAACUGCAACUACACCAUCUGUGGAGGCUGCCGACCAUACUUUGACACUCGACUCCCCAUGACCUUCGAGACUGUCAUCGACCAGCCAGCCCUCACUGCAGCAGACAUGCAGAAGCUGCGAAUCAUCGAUCCCGCCGUCGCCCGCACCAUCGGUCUCCGCCCUACUCCGCAGUCAUACAAAAAGAAGGGCAUGGCCGACAGCAUUUACAUGGAAUCGGCGUCCGCAAGUUCUGUGGAGUGGAUCCUCGACAGCUUUGCUGAAAGCGAGUCCAACGACGCCGUGCUCUUUCCUUGUCCGGGACCCUUGCACUGCCGUGCGUGGACUCUUCGUUCCGGAUGUCCCUAUGAGAACGGUGGAUUCGACGAUGGAAACCGCGCAGCAAACCACAUGCAUGAUUUUCUCGAUAGUUUGACGCCAGAGAACUCGCGUAGCCAAUUGAGCACCUGUGCCGAUCUCACAUCGAGCACUCUUGGAGCAUCUUCGACCACCGCUUCCACCGUCAGUCUGCCCACCACACCACUGGCGCCGCUCAUUCCACUGGUGCCCAGUGACGAGUCGUUCGAUGUGGCUCUAGAGAAGCAGCUCCAGAAGAAGAGUGAGAACAGAAGCUUGAGUACGCCGAGUGGCAAGCGUCGCAAGACGGAGAUUGGCUUGUACACCAAUGAGAGCGAUCACGGCAUGAUGAGCGAUGUGGAUGGAGAGGUGGAAGAUGGCGUGGCUCUCACUCACUAG
Sphaerulina musiva SO2202 is the source of this 1320-nucleotide messenger RNA. RefSeq lists its product as uncharacterized. NCBI's taxonomy places the organism in Eukaryota, Fungi, Ascomycota, Dothideomycetes, Mycosphaerellales, Mycosphaerellaceae. The record is from RefSeq and is a predicted model, not a curated record. The transcript has 3 exons. Bases 1 to 1320 code for a protein of 439 amino acids.